Procambarus clarkii (red swamp crayfish) is the source of this 411-nucleotide messenger RNA. Lineage: Eukaryota; Metazoa; Arthropoda; Malacostraca; Decapoda; Cambaridae. The record is from RefSeq and is a predicted model, not a curated record.
AUGAAGAACCAGCCGGCCAACACCAAGCAGGACCAGCCGGCCAACAUCAAGCAGGACCAGCCGGCCAACAUCAUGCAGAACCAGCCGGCCAACAUCAUGAAGAACCAGCCGGCCAACACCAAGCAGAACCAGCCGGCCAACAUCAAGCAGAACCAGCCGGCCAACACCAAGCAGAACCAGCCGGCCAACACCAAGCAGAACCAGCCGGCCAACAUCAAGCAGAACCAGCCGGCCAACACCAAGCAGAACCAGCCGGCCAACAUCAAGCAGAACCAGCCGGCCAACACCAAGCAGAACCAGCCGGCCAACAUCAAGCAGGACCAGCCGGCCAACACCAAGCAGAACCAGCCGGCCAACAUCAAGAAGAACCAGCCGGCCACACCAAGCAGAACCAGCCGGCCAACACCAUGA